Myxocyprinus asiaticus (Chinese sucker) is the source of this 4802-nucleotide messenger RNA. RefSeq names its product potassium voltage-gated channel subfamily A member 1-like. Bases 50 to 1528 code for a protein of 492 amino acids. Gene Ontology annotation, cellular component: juxtaparanode region of axon; paranode region of axon; synapse. Gene Ontology annotation, biological process: potassium ion transmembrane transport; protein homooligomerization. The transcript has a single exon. Lineage: Eukaryota; Metazoa; Chordata; Actinopteri; Cypriniformes; Catostomidae. Gene Ontology annotation, molecular function: protein binding; delayed rectifier potassium channel activity. The record is from RefSeq and is a predicted model, not a curated record.
AUUACAUUAAUUUCACAACUCCUGCAGAGCUCCAACUUUGACCUGCAGGAUGACAGUCGUGGCCGGCGACAACAUGGAUGAGACCUCUGCUGUGCCAGGGCAUCCACAGGACACGUACCCCCCUGACCAUGACGAUCAUGAGUGCUGCGAAAGGGUGGUCAUCAAUAUAGCGGGACUGCGCUUUGAGACCCAGCUAAAAACUCUCGCCCAAUUUCCAGAGACACUGUUAGGCAACCCAAAGAAAAGGAUGCGCUAUUUCGAUCCCUUGAGAAAUGAGUACUUCUUUGAUAGAAAUCGGCCAAGUUUCGAUGCUAUCCUCUACUAUUAUCAGUCUGGGGGAAGACUGAGGAGGCCAGCAAAUGUCCCAUUGGACAUGUUCUCAGAAGAAAUUAAGUUCUAUGAUCUUGGGGUAGAGGCGAUGGAGAAAUUCCGUGAAGAUGAGGGCUUCAUCCGUGAGGAGGAGCGGCCCUUACCGGAUCGCGAGUUUCAACGGCAAAUAUGGCUUCUGUUUGAGCAUCCCGAAAGCUCAGGGCCAGCCAGAGGAAUUGCUAUUGUGUCUGUUAUGGUCAUUUUAAUUUCCAUCGUCAUUUUCUGUUUGGAGACUUUACCUGAACUGAAAGGGAACCCUGAGGGGCGGAUACAGAUUAUAGGCAACAGCACCUUCUACUUCAAACCAAACAUCUUGACCGACCCCUUCUUCAUUGUUGAAACCCUCUGUAUAAUCUGGUUCUCCUUUGAAUUGAUUGUGCGGUUCUUUGCGUGCCCGAGCAAAGCGGCCUUCUUUAAGAACAUGAUGAACACCAUUGAUAUUGUGGCCAUUAUCCCCUAUUUCAUCACACUGGGCACAGAGUUAGCAGAGGAACAAGAUGGAAAGGAGGGCAAGGGGGAGCAGGCAACAUCACUGGCCAUCCUCAGGGUGAUUCGUCUGGUCAGGGUGUUUAGGAUCUUUAAGCUGUCCAGGCACUCUAAAGGCCUUCAGAUUUUGGGGCAGACCCUCAAAGCCAGUAUGCGUGAGCUUGGAUUGCUUAUUUUCUUCCUGUUCAUCGGUGUCAUAUUAUUCUCGAGUGCCGUGUAUUUUGCAGAAGCCGAGGAAGGAGAGUCCCACUUCAGCAGUAUCCCAGAUGCAUUCUGGUGGGCUGUUGUGUCAAUGACUACUGUAGGCUAUGGGGACAUGGUGCCGGUAACUAUAGGGGGCAAGAUUGUGGGUUCCUUGUGCGCCAUCGCCGGUGUGCUGACCAUUGCCCUACCUGUGCCUGUCAUUGUAUCCAAUUUCAACUAUUUCUACCACAGAGAAACUGAGGGAGAGGAGCAGGCCCAACUCCUUAACGUGAGCAACCCUAACAUUGCCUCUGAUUCCAACUCCAGUCGCCGCAGCUCCUCAACCGUCAGUAAGUCUGAGUACAUGGAGAUAGACGGAGACAUAAACAACAGCAUCGACAACUUCAGAGAAGCCAACCUCAGAACUGGCAACUGUAAUAUCACUAAUCACAACUGUGUUAACAAAAGUAAGCUGCUAACAGAUGUCUAGAGCUUACUACUAGAGUAGAAAAUUACAUAUGAAUGCUUACUUUACCUCCUUUUGUGAGCCUUUGCAAUGCGAAUAUCUCUACAAUGCAGAAGAAAGAAAAAUAAUAGACCAAAACAUAUAAUAUGAUGGCAGAAAAUAAGGCAGAUCAUUCAGUAUAUAGUUAGCAUAACAAAUUUUCAAAAAGGAUGAUUCAUAUACCAUGAAAAAACGUACAACAACCACAAGCGCACACCUAGCUAAUUGUCCACAGGCACUGAAGGACUCUGUUGUGAUUAUUAAAUCAUCACGCAUGGACUAAAGAUUACAUUUCUGCUAGCUGCACAUUGCAUCCAGGAAAGUGCAUAAAAGAUCUGCAGGGUGGUCACCUUGUCUAUAGGUGGUCUCCCUCACAGUAUGAGAUCAACUGACCAGCAAAGCACCUUAUAUGAACAAGAUUUACCUUCUGCUGGGAUGCUAUGGAGGCCAAGUUCAUCGACUCAUGGACAUCCGCGUUGCUGCUAUUUUCCAGCAGAUGCUGUAAUUUAGAUAUCACCAAGUGAUGAAAUGCCAUGCCCUUUAGAUAUAAGACAGCACAAUGCCGGAAGUGGAGCCUCACAGUUAGCAUGUUUAGAUUAUCCUCGUUUUGAUAUUGGCAUGCGUCGGACAUUACCUCAUUACAAUAGGAUAUCAGUUCCUAUUUUUCUUUUCUUUUUUUUCCAUGAGCUCCCCUCUCCAUCUAUCUCCUCUCAUUUGGCACCAUGAAAAGUGCACUAGUGUGUCAUGAUAUGAGAUGCUUAUCAUUUAGGUGUAUUUAAAGACUGAAUGUUUAACCUUACGGGAAACAGAAUCUUAAUGAUAUCAUAGCAUGUCAAAAGAACCUGCAUUAUGGCCUAAUCAACUAAGGUACUGUGUAUCCUAGUGUAUUUAAUGCAUGACAUCGGUAUAAUACAGCUUGUUGCAAUUGAGAUACCUCAUGAGGGUGUCCUUGUUACAAUCAGGGAAACUAAGGACUUUGAUUCCUGACAUUUUCUGAAAUGUGACAAAAUAUAUGCAAGCCCCAGUGCUGGGAUGCAAACUUUUCAAAGUAGUCAAAGACACAGAAAAGGAACUAUCAAGAUACUAUCAAAUGCAUAUUACUCAUACUAAGCGCACCUGUUUUAAAAAUAAAUAAAUAAUAUAGCUUAAAUAGUGCUGUGCAUGGGCAUUCUCUAAAAUAUAUAUAUAUGGGCAAUUAUACUCCAUGCUUCCAUUUUGCAAUCAAAUUUAGGAUAUUAUGGAUUGAAAUAUGCUUAAUUUACCUUAGCAGGAUGCAAAAGAAAAAACAUGAUAGAAUUAUUCAUAUUAGUUGCUAGUGCCUUUGACCCUCUCAGCAACAGAUAGAUGAAAGUGCCUCUGAGUUAAGAUUGAAGUUUUAGGCAGGGCAAGGGAACAUUAUCUGCUCUAGAACUGGAUGUAAUGAAUGUUGAGGCUGGUCAUUACAUUUUUCAAACAUGGUUGUCAGGCACAAACCAACAUUUUUCUGUGUUUUUUUUUUUAUAUGAAAUUGGACAUUGGAAGGCAUUAACAUGAGGGAACCUCUUAGAGUGUCGAAUCUGCCUUUUGUUGUGGUUUAAUUUUGCUGUGCCAUAAGAGUCUACCUCAGUGAGGUCACUGCACAGCUCACUGUAGAGCAGAACGUGAGAUAACAUAACAGCCUGUGAAGUACGAUACAUUUCAGAAUUAACACUCUUUGAGUACCUCAGAAUUAGCCUUUUUUGAAGCACUUAGAACAAAUGCAACAAUGCAACCGCCCCUGACCUUGAGAUAUGUAACGCUCCCUUGCUAAGCACAAUCAACAGUCAAUUUAGUUUGUUUCUGUUUAUUAACACAGAUCUGGGAUAAGAUGCACAGCACAGGCUUUACCACAGGGUAGGCUACAAUUAGACCAGAGUAAAAAAAAAAAAAAAAAUCUGUCAUUUUGAAGUAUAUCCUCCUUUUUGUGGACAUUUGACAUGUCAAAAAGUGUUACUUAACCCAUUGAAGGAAUGUUCUGGGUUCAAUACAAGUAAAGCUAAAUCAAAUGCAUUUGUAGCAUAAUAUUGAUUACCACAAAAAAAAAAAAAAAAAACAAUAAAUAAUAAUAAUAAUAAUUUCAACUCAUCCCUCGAUUAUUUAAAAAAGCAAAAAUACCAGUGACUUUAUAAGGAACUUAAAAUAGAAGUGAAUGAAUCCAGUCCAAAAACAAAAGUAUUUUGAAGUUUCAAAAGUAGAGCCAUAAGAAAUAAACAUUGUACAUGUUAACUUGAUUUUAGCAUGAUGAAAUAUCACAUUAAAAAGGGCUUAACACCAUUGCAUCUUCAUGGCAACAAAGUUGUAAUAUUGGAAAUAACUUUACACAGAUAAGGUUAGUAAGUGAUUUUAACACACAAAAAUCAGGUUAACAUAUAAAAAUACUUUUAAAACAAUGUGUAUUUUAAUGUUCAUGGACUGGCCCCAUUCACUUACAUUGUAAGUGCCUUUACUUUGCUUUUGUUUUUUUUUUUUAAAUAAGGGACGAGUUGAAAUUUUUUGUGUGUGGUAAUCAAAAUUUUAUGUCACAAAUACUGUAGAUUUGAGCUUAAUUUGUACUGAAUCCACAUCAUUCGUUUAAAAUGGCAACCACAGACUCACUCUCGGCCCUUUCCCUACAAUGCACAUCAGUUAUGACCAAAUUUGAAUCCAGACUUAAUUAAAUUCAGAAACAUAACUGACAGUGUGAUGAGUAUCAAUGCAUUAAACAUUAAUGUGAAACCAUGUGCUGAUAGUUUGAGUUGCUAAUGUUGCCUGAUUGGGUUAUUCCAGAGCAAAGGGCUUCUUAAUUUUUAUUCAAUUAAAUGUGGUAUGUUAAAGACGUUUUUUAAUUUAAAACCCACAGAAGGUGGUGCUAAAAUUAGUCUGUUUGUAGGUUAAUUUCAUUUAACGAACAGAACAGCCAUCAGCCCAUAAACAAGUUGCCUGAUCAUGUGACCUUUAUUGAUCAUUGAGGUGUGAUUGUAAACAAAAGUGAACAGCUGUAUUUUACCUAGGGCAGUUUCCUAUAACAUUACAUGGGUUUAGUCACCUCUGUCACAGUUUUGUGCCAGGAAGAACUAUUCAGGGUUUUAUUAAUCAGUUUUUCUUUAAAAUUCAUGACAUUGCUUGCUUAAUUUUUAAUGUGAAGUUGAGAGCAGAAAUUAAUUAGCAAAACAAAUCAUAAUGUAACUUUUUUAAAUGUAGAAUUAAAUAAUUAACUGUAAAUAAAUUUCUAAUAGUGAUCAUACCCUAUGGUGCUAUACAU